AUGUCAACUCCUUCUGCAUCACCACAAAAGAAACGAAGGUUAUCAAACCCUUUGGCAGAAGAUCGCAGAGUUGAACCAACAAAAAAAGCGAAGCAGGAUAACUCAAAUGGAGGAAUUUCUAACGCGAUCACUAAUAAAACGGAGAUACCUUUACCAAUUUUACCAACACUGCCUAUUAAACCCAAUGUUGGUAGUAACUCAAAUGCUCGCGCUGGUACUAGUACUUCAGCUUCUUCCAAUAAUAAUGUCCAGCCGAAUACUACAGGACAGAGCAGUAAUAAUAACAUAUCAAUUAGCACUUCUGAGAUUAACAGUAAUAAAGACAAAGAAAAGGAUCAAAUGUCUGCUUCUACAACAAGUCCGACAUCUCCUGUUAAAGGCAAAGGUAUGCAACAACAGCAAACACAUCAAAGAACAACUUCAAUUUCUUCAACAUAUACACAGCAAUCCAGUACACCAAUGUCACAAAUACCUCCACAAGAAUUAUUUGUUCGUUAUACAAAGAAAGAAGAAGAAAUUCAAACAUUGCUAGGGGAACUUCAAACACUUUCUCAGAUUCUUACACCUGAAUUUUCAUAUGAUUCAUCGCUUCGUAAAAAAUUUCUUGAUCCUGCUAUUAAUGCAUUAUUUCGAACAAUGAAAAAAGAGCUGGAAGAUAAAGAUAAAUUACUUGAAAAUUUACAAAGGGAAUUAGAUGGUGUUAGUUUUACUCCAAAUAGUAUUACAGGUAAAAAACUUGUCGCAAAGUUACUUGCUUUGCAAAAUGAAAAUGAGGAAUUAGGUAGACAACUUCGACAAGGACGCGUUGAGCAAUAUGAAGUAGAAAUAGCUUUACAACGAAAAGUUAUAGAUGAACUUAAACAAGGGCUUGAGGAAUCGGAUAAUCAACUUAUAUCUUUGGAUGCAGAAAUGGAAAGAUUACAAAAUCUUUUGUUUCAAAUGAGAGCAAAAGUUAAAGGUUAUGAAGAAAAAUAUGGUCCUUUAGAAACGGAUAAUAAAGAUGAUGAUGUUGCAGAAACUUCAACUAAAACUUUGAAAGAG
Messenger RNA from Funneliformis mosseae, 1041 nucleotides. NCBI's taxonomy places the organism in Eukaryota, Fungi, Glomeromycota, Glomeromycetes, Glomerales, Glomeraceae. The record is from the annotation of a GenBank genome assembly.